Drosophila eugracilis is the source of this 1703-nucleotide messenger RNA. RefSeq names its product probable cytochrome P450 28c1 (gene Cyp28c1). The record is from RefSeq and is a predicted model, not a curated record. The transcript has 5 exons. NCBI's taxonomy places the organism in Eukaryota, Metazoa, Arthropoda, Insecta, Diptera, Drosophilidae. Gene Ontology annotation, molecular function: oxidoreductase activity, acting on paired donors, with incorporation or reduction of molecular oxygen; heme binding; iron ion binding. The coding region runs from base 95 to 1600 and encodes 501 amino acids.
GCCACUGGGUAGGUGAUCUCCCUCAAUCCUCAACCCCCAAAGAUUCGCAUAUCCGAUUCAAUUUCAUCUACUCAGUUUCGCUUACAGCGUCGUCAUGUUUGGAUCGCUAUUACUGGGGAUUGCUACGUUGCUGGGAGUGCUCUAUGUGUUUCUGGUGUCCAACUUUGGACACUGGCGGCGACGUGGAGUCCUGGAGCCAAGGGUCUUUCCACUUUUUGGCUCUUUUCCAAAUAUGGUUUGGCCAAGGCAGCAUUUUACCAUGGAUAUGCGGGAUAUCUAUAUGCGUUAUCGAAGUACACACAGCUAUGUGGGUUGCUUCCUGAUGCGUGCACCCAAGCUGCUGAUCCUGGAACCACGUUUGGUCUACGAGAUCUAUGUCAGUGCCUUCAGCCACUUUGAGAAUAAUGAUGUCUCGAAAAUGGUGGACUUGGCCAAGGAUCGUUUGGUAUCCCUCAAUCCGUUUGUACUUGAUGGUGAUGAGUGGCGCCACCAGCGGGCAGUCUUCUCAACUUUACUGACCAAUGGACGGAUAAGGACCACCCAUGCCAUUAUGCAACGUGUCUGUAGAGAUCUCUGCGAGUUUAUUUCCAGAAAGUCACUAGGCGGCAAGGAAAUGGAUUGUAUUGAUCUUGGCCUUCGUUUCACGGGUGAAUCUCUGUUCGAUUGUGUUCUAGGCAUUCAGGCUCGCACUUUUAGCGACAAUCCUUUGCCAGUUGUCCGGCAAAACCAAGAGAUGUCCGCCGAGAAUCGUGGCUUGGCCAUUGCCGGUGCCGUCUGUGGUAUAUUUCCGAAUCUUCCACGCCGCCUGCGUCCCAAGGUAUUCCCACUAUCCCAUGAUCAAUUUUAUAGUUCGCUCAUAAGCGAAUCUCUGCAACUGCGUCGUGCUAAGCAUCAGGAACGUAAUGAUUUCAUCAAUCAUCUGUUGGAGAUGCAAAGGGAUCUCAAUCUUAGCGAGGAGGAUAUGGCCUCGCAUGUCAUGACUUUUAUGUUUGAUGGCCUGGACACCACCUCGAAUAGCGUUGCCCACUGUCUUUUGCUGCUUGGUCGCAAUCCUAAGUGCCAGCGCCAUCUGUUGGACGAACUUCAGAAGGCCAGUCCCAGCGGCGAACUGCCCGAUCUGGAUGUGCUAAUAGACCUGCCCUAUCUGAGUGCCUGUUUCAAUGAAAGCCUUCGCAUCUAUCCCGCCGCUGGCUGGGCCUCAAAGACCUGCACCAAGGAGUACGAGCUACAGGGUAGCCAUCAUUCAGAGCCGUUAAAAAUACGACCUGGUGACAACCUCAUGAUACCCAUCUAUGCCCUGCAAAAUGAUCCGGAACAUUAUCCAGAACCGGAGGUUUUUCGACCUGAAAGAUUCAUGGAUGGCGGCUUGAAGAGCUUCAAGCAGCAAGGCGUCUUUCUGGGCUUUGGCAAUGGACCACGUCAAUGUGUGGGCAUGCGUUUGGGCCUGGCCAUGGCGAAGGCAGCUCUGGCCGCGAUUGUCCAGCAUUUCGAGGUUGUGGUUAGUCCACGUACUAGAGAUGGCACCGAUAUCGAUCCAUUGAUCUUUGUGGGCGUCCACAGGGACGGCAUUUGGCUGCAGUUUAUUCCAAGAAAAGUCUAGAAUAAAAAGUUUUUGGAUUUAUUAGUAUAUCUAAGGGGUUCUUUGAGAAUUUUUCUAACCAAAAAUUGGGUGUUUUAAGGAAUAAAAUGAUUGACUUAAAUAA